UUGUUCAAAGAUGAACUUUUAUUUCAUUUUACUGGCAGUCGCAUUUACAAUUGCCACGUCUGAAGCCCAUCGUCAUCCAGAUGUUCCUCCUCAAGCUCGGGAUCAGCUUCAGCCUAAGCUUCAUUCUCAGUCACAUGCUCAGGCUAAAGCUCAGGCUCUGCCUCUUGCUCAGCCUCAUGCUCAGCCUCAUGCUCAGCCUCAUGCUCAGCCUCAUGCUCAGCCUCAUGCUCAGCCUCAUGCUCAGCUUCAUGUUCAGCCUCAGCCUCAUCCUCAACAUCAAGCUCAGGUUCUUGUUCAGCCACAGCCUCUUGUUCAGCCUCUUGUUCAGCCUCUUGUUCAGCCUCUUGUUCAGCCUAUUGUUCAGCCUAUUGUUCCGCCUCUUGCACAACCUCAAGCUCAGAUUCCUGUCCAGCCUCAUGUUCAGUCUCAACCCCAAGCUCCACCCCAUGGUCAGCUUCCCUAUCCUCCACCAUACCCCCAUCAUGAGCAUAAAGUAAAAAUUCUUUGGAUUGAACAAAAAUUGGAUCAUUUCAAUAAAAGUGAUACUCGGGCCUGGUUUAUGCGCUACAUGGUGAAUGAUAAAUUUUAUAGACCGCAUGGUCCCAUAUUUAUCAAUAUUGGUGCAGAGUGGCCCAUUGUGAAUAGCAGCAUUACCAGCGGCCAUUUCCACGAUAUGGCCGGAAUAUAUCACGCAAUUAUAUAUUAUACUGAGCAUCGAUACUAUGGAGAAAGCCGACCCACAAACUCUCUGAGUACGUCAGAUCUUCAAUAUUUGACUUAUCAGCAAGCUAUAGAAGACUUGGCACAUUUUAUUAGAGUCAUGAAAUCACAACCGGGGUUUUCCGCCUCAAGAGUGAUAAUGUUGGGCUGUUCGUAUGCAGGUAGCUUGGCCAUCUGGCUUAAACGAGAAUAUCCCGACUUGGUGAAUGGUAUAUGGGCAACUGGUGCGCCCGUAUUCUAUAAAUUUGAUUUUUCGGAUUACAUGGUUAAUGUAGGCCGAUCCAUUCGUAUAGCUGGAGGGGAAGCAUGUUUUCAGCGCAUACAUCAAGCAGCCUACGAAUUGUAUCAUCUGAAUGACUCAAGAAUUAAGUACGAUCUAUAUAGACUUGGCUAUUUGGAGCCGCUUGAGGGCAUGGAAAAUGAAAUUGCGUCCGUAGUCCAACAUUCUAAUGGGGACGGUACACGGGAUUUUUGCAGAAGAUUGUUAGAAGGGCACAAUGUCUUAUUUACUUUGGGAGCUCUCUUAAAGGAAAAGAGCUAUGACGCGGCAGGGGAGCACGACGUGAGAAACCCAAACUACACCAAAUACAUUGGACGUCAGUGGAUGUAUCAGGUCUGCAGUCAGUUUGGUAAUUUUCAGACAACCUCAUCCUUUUAUCACCCCUUUACAAAUUCCGCACCUCUUAAUUAUAUGGCUGCGGAAUGUAAGGCUAUUUUUGGUCCACAAUUCACAAUGGACUUUAUCAGUCAACAAAUUGAAAAAGUCAAUUCUCUUUACGGUGGUUUUCACCCAAACAUUACGAAUGCUUACUACACGCAUGGCCAAUUAGACCCAUGGCGUACGACGGGAAUUAUCCACGACUUGAUGUCCUUCACACUGCCAGAUGUUUCACAUUGCGGGGAUACGAAUUCUAUAACUAUUGCGGACAAUAAUGAGUUGCGGGCUUCGAAGGAACGAAUUUCUGCUUUGGUUGGUCAAUGGAUUCGACAGUGAGUGUCGCUAAAUAAGCUGUCUGUGUAUAUAUUUGUGUUAUAAUUAAAUCUGAAAUUUAUAAGCUA
Scaptodrosophila lebanonensis is the source of this 1779-nucleotide messenger RNA. Its product is annotated as thymus-specific serine protease-like. NCBI's taxonomy places the organism in Eukaryota, Metazoa, Arthropoda, Insecta, Diptera, Drosophilidae. The transcript has 7 exons. The record is from RefSeq and is a predicted model, not a curated record. Bases 11 to 1714 code for a protein of 567 amino acids. Gene Ontology annotation, molecular function: dipeptidyl-peptidase activity; serine-type exopeptidase activity. Gene Ontology annotation, biological process: proteolysis.